AUGAGAGCUCGAGUUUUUAUUGAAAACACAUUUUCAAGGCUGAAAAAUCGAUGGCGACGUCUGCACAAGGAUAGAGUUUUGCACUACAAGCCCGUAAAAUGUGCACACAUUAGUUUAGCAUGCUCUGUGUUACAUAAUAUAAUUAUUAAUUUUGGUGUUGAGGAUAUAGAGGAAAAUAUAGGUCUGCAAUUUGAAAGGAGAAUGGUGGAAUCUGAUCAAAUAAGUUACACAGUAAGAGAAGCUACCUCUGAUUUAAUUAGAGGUAGAAUAAGAGAUCAAUUAGCAAGAAGGCUACUAUAG
This is a messenger RNA of Parnassius mnemosyne (clouded apollo), 300 nucleotides long. The record is from the annotation of a GenBank genome assembly. Lineage: Eukaryota; Metazoa; Arthropoda; Insecta; Lepidoptera; Papilionidae.